This is a messenger RNA of Spodoptera littoralis (African cotton leafworm), 1824 nucleotides long. The record is from the annotation of a GenBank genome assembly. Lineage: Eukaryota; Metazoa; Arthropoda; Insecta; Lepidoptera; Noctuidae.
AUGGAAGCUAAGAUUGAAUGCCAACGUAUGUUAGUGCUAUGCCACGGUUGUUUGAGUGCGGACAGAAAGAUUUCAUGCGUUACUGGGCAGCAAAAGACACUGUUUACAAAGCUAAGGGGCGACAAGAGGAACGAAAAUGACAAAAAUUUACUUCUGUGCUGGGAGUGUAAAGCAUUGUUAAAUAAAACCCAACAGUUUCAAGCUCGGAUCAAAUCAGCACAGAAACAACUAGCGGACUACCCCAAUGGCUAUAUGCAUGAUAAGAACAAAUUCAAUAUCCACACACGAUUGUCAAAAACAAAAAAUCCAGAAUAUGAUUACAUAUACGUUCACGAAGAAGAAAUCAAUGAAAACAAUUUCUUUUCCACACAAUAUGGAUCAGACACGGAAUCGGACACAAAAGACGAUUUAGUCAUAGACGAAGAAGACAAUUUUUUAACAGAGAACGGAGAAUUAUUGCAAGAGAUAAAAGAAGAAUGUGAUAAUGAAAUUAAAAAUGAAAUUGACAGUUGCAAUGAUGAUAAUGAUGACAUGGAUUACUGUGAUAGGGAGUUUAAGAUGGAAGAAGAAGGAGAUCUUUUACGGAAGGAAAAAAGGAAGAAGAAAAGGCCAGCUAAAUACCAGUCCAUAAAAAAGUAUUCUAACUUCGCAACGUCUAGAGUAAUUCGUGACCCUUUUACGGAUGAGGUUGGAGAAUUUUAUGAUAGUGUGAAUUUAGACUUCAGUGAGAUAAAGGAGAUUCAUAUAAGAUUUUCUUUAUCAAAGGCGAAAUUUGUGUGUGAAAUGUGUAAAAUUGGGUUCACAAAGCAUUUAGAUUACACGAGGCAUAAUGUAUUUAAACAUUUAGAGUUUAGUUACCCAACACCUUGUAAUAUAUGUAAAGACGAUAUAACAUCUACUGCCCACCUCCAUGCGCACUGGAAGCUGCGACAUAAUGUCAUGAUGAAGUGUAAAUUCUGUGGCGACAUCUGUCGCAAUAAGGGGGAACUAAAGAAACAUCUGAACAGGACACACACUAAAAUAUAUACUUGUGACAAAUGCGCUCAGGAAUUUCCAACAUUACGUGAUUUCACUGAGCAUUAUAAAAAUAUGCAUGAAAUAUUCCAGUGUGAUCAUUGUCAGAAGACAUUUAAAGUUAAAGUCAGGCUUGAGGCGCAUAUGAAAAACUACCAUCUUCCUCUAUACUGCAGUGUAUGCAAGAAAAAUUUCAAAAAUUUCCGCAAAUACGCUACGCACCUAAGGUACUACCACCCAGAAUUGGUUCCGAUCAAGAUAAAUGCAGAAGUGAAUCUUACGAGUAAAGAUUUAAGGUACUGUGUCGAGUGCGACAAGCAGUUCCCGAGCGUGUACUUGUAUCAGAAGCAUGUUAAGGAUUCAGUGAAACAUACGCCAAAGCCUAAAGUUAGCUUACCAUGUCCAGUUUGCAAAAAAACUUUUACCAAAACGUCGUACAGAAACAAUCAUUACAGAUUGUUUCAUACAGACAAGACGAAGCAUUACUGCGAACUAUGUGAUAAGUACUUUGUCAACGGAUUUGGUAUACGAACACAUUUUAAGAAUGUCCAUCAGAAGAUUCCUAAGCCAAAAGACAAGAUUUGCGACCUGUGUGGCAGAGGAUUCCAUACGAACCGUAUCCUCGUGAACCACAGACGUACUCACACCGGUGAGAGACCCCACAAAUGUCAAUACUGUCCGGCGGCCUUCGCUCAAAAAACAGCAAUGAUGACACACCAGAAAACACAACAUAAAAAUGUCAUCUCGUCGUCAUCACAUCAGACGCAAGAAGUUCACUGCCUCACACAGUCUUCCACAAAUGUUUGCUAA